UCCGUCGUAUACAUACUCAGCUAGUUCGGAGGUUGAAACGGAGGCUGCGCACGCGCUUUUGAUCCGAGCAUCGGCUAGAGACGCCGGCAGUCGCGCGGGAAACUUCGCGGCAUUCGGUCGAGCUUACGGCCGUGAGCAACUCUGUGAAAUAUAUUUCUCGAUCAUAUUUACGAUAACUCACAUCGAUUCGUGCGAUAUCGACGAGUACCGUGAUAUAAACUGUGAUCAUAAACUGAAGUGGUUGCUGGACACUGCUGCCAUAAUGUCUGGUUAAAUAUUUUUUGUAGAAAAACAGUGAAAUAUUAACUCUAUCCAAAUGAAGAUGACUGUGAAUCGUAUAAGGGUGGUGGUGCUAGGGAGCCCUCGGAGCGGCAAGUCUGCGGUGGUCGUGCGUUAUCUAACAAAGCGGUACAUCGGAGAAUAUAGCUCGACAGGAGAUUUCCUUUAUCAGCACAGAGUGGCUUUCGACGGUGCCGUUUCAGAAGUUGAAAUACUAGAUACAUCUAAUUGCGCGAUCCGCGGCUGUUUAGCUGAACAUGUGAGAUGGGGCGAUGCGUUCGCUGUCGUGUACUCGGUGUGUGAGCGCCGCUCCUUCUUAGCUGCAGCUGAACUGCUCUCCUUACUGGAGCGCACGAGACUGCCCGGCUGCGCUGCCGUCACCCUCUUAGGGAAUAAACGUGACCUCGAACACGCCAGGGAGGUCCAUGCAGAGGAGGGUCAAGAACUGUCGCUGAGAUUCGGCUGUCAGUUCUACGAGGUGUCGGCGGCGGAGUCGUGCGCGGGCGCAGCGCUUGCGUUCCACGCGCUGUUGCGGGAGGCGCGCGCGCUGGCGCUCUUGUUGCCCGCCCCCAGGCGAAAGCUUGCUGCCUACUCUGUCUCUAAAGUAAUUGGCACGAUAUUUGGAAAAAACAGCAAAAGUGUCAGAAAGAAAAGGCCAUCGUUGAGCAUUUAAUGUACAUAUAAUUUAUUCUUAAUUCACUUUCAGACUGGUUUGUAAAUAAUUAAUUUUAAUUUAAUGUAAGGUUUCCAAGUUAUGUAGCUACGUUUAUGUUGACGUCUACUUCAUUUGUGAUUGUGAUUCUCAAUAAUAAAAACGGAUUUACUCAAGAAUUAUCUAUAUAAAUAUAUACAUAUAUCCGGAAGCCAUAUCUCACACAGUGAAGAAAUUCAUAUGUAAAUAUUAUAUUUGAUAAUAAAAAUGUAAAUAAAACAAUAAGGUAAUACACCUCGCAUUAGAAUUUUAAUUUUUAAAUAUAAAUGUUGUAAAUAAUAAUCUUAAGGUGGAUAAAAUUUAUG
Messenger RNA from Spodoptera litura, 1296 nucleotides. RefSeq names its product ras-related and estrogen-regulated growth inhibitor-like protein A. Lineage: Eukaryota; Metazoa; Arthropoda; Insecta; Lepidoptera; Noctuidae. Gene Ontology annotation, molecular function: GTP binding; GTPase activity. The record is from RefSeq and is a predicted model, not a curated record.